Exophiala xenobiotica is the source of this 958-nucleotide messenger RNA. RefSeq lists its product as uncharacterized. NCBI's taxonomy places the organism in Eukaryota, Fungi, Ascomycota, Eurotiomycetes, Chaetothyriales, Herpotrichiellaceae. Gene Ontology annotation, molecular function: oxidoreductase activity. The transcript has a single exon. Bases 1 to 870 code for a protein of 289 amino acids. Gene Ontology annotation, cellular component: endoplasmic reticulum. The record is from RefSeq and is a predicted model, not a curated record.
AUGCCUCUUCCCCUGAUCCACUACCUGUACCCCUCCGGAUUGCCCAAGUACCUUCCGCAGCAUGAGGACGGCGAGCCCAGCUGGGCGCUGGUGACUGGUGCCACUGACGGGAUCGGUCGCGCUCUGUGUGUCGAGCUGAGCGCCCGGGGCUUCAACGUGGUGCUGCACGGGCGCAACCCCAGCAAGCUAGCACGCGUGCGCGAUGAGCUGCAGGCCCAGCACCCGCAGCGCCGGUUCCGCACGGUCACGGCCGAUGCGGCUUCGUUCUCCCAGGCGGACAUCGAUCGAAUCACCGGCGAGAUCGCGGAUGUGCCGCUCACGGUGCUCAUCAACAACGUCGGCGGCACGGGCGUGCUCUCGUCCAACUUCAUGCAUUUCAAGGACACGACUCCCGCCGAAAUCGACGGUGUGUUUAAGGUCAACGUGCUCUUCGCCCUGCAGUUGACGCGCGCCCUGCUGCCGCAGCUCCAGCACCAACAAGCCCCGACGCUCGUCAUGACCUGCGGCAGCCAGGCGCACGUAGGCCAGCCGUAUAUCGCCGCGUAUUCCGCCACCAAGGGCGCCCUGCACGCCUGGACACGCGCCUUGGCCGCCGAGCAGCGCGCCCUUGGUGGCUCGCAGGUCGAUAUUCUUGAAGUGGUGAUCGGCGCAACGUAUACACAGGCGUUCGAGGGUGACAGCAAUUUUCCGACCGGGUCUAUCCAUGCCCACGCCAGAUGUCGUGGCCCGCGCGGCGCUCGCCAGGGUCGGCCUCGGACAUCGCUCCGUGUAUGCGUACUUCUGGCAUCGCGUGCAGACGUUUUGCCUGGACCUGCUGCCGACCAGCGUCGCGGAUGGUCUUGUGGCGAAGAUACUGAAACCGAGCGUUAAGACGAAAGCAAGAUAGAGAGAAAGUUAUUACCAUACGGGGUACGGAUACUGGGGGUAUCAAAUAGAAAAGAAUCGAGAACUUUCGAAA